Messenger RNA from Mauremys reevesii (Reeves's turtle), 3079 nucleotides. It is a transcript of the gene DEXI, whose product is annotated as Dexi homolog. The coding region runs from base 694 to 975 and encodes 93 amino acids. Lineage: Eukaryota; Metazoa; Chordata; Testudines; Geoemydidae. The transcript has 2 exons. The record is from RefSeq and is a predicted model, not a curated record.
GACUUGGGUGGGCGGUCUGCGCUGGAGGCAGCGGCGCUGAAAGUGAUGCUGGGGGACCCACAGUGUCAUAAACAGCUGAGACGCAGCAUGCAGCGGAGACAGGCGGCGGGGGGAAGGGACGGGGGAUUCCUGCCGAGGAGGCUGGCGGCUGGUGGGCUCGCUGACGACAGGCAAGUGCUAACAACAACAAGAGCGAGCCUGCGCCUUUAUUUCCCAAAGUUUGCAGCCGGAGAACGAGAGAGCAAGCGGCAGGGCUGCAGCAGCCAGGGGGAAAUGCCUCUGAAGGAGCUUCCUCCAAAGGCUGGGCUGCGGCAGUGCCUCUGAAGCCAAAUCUGGCCACAGUCUUGCACUGGAAUUAGGGGGAGUGGAUCAAGCGGAUCUCUUCGGGGAUUUGCCAUUCCUGCUCCCCUUGCGGGCCGGGGAAGGACCCCCUCCUCCCCUCUCGGUCUGGGAUUAUUAGCGCUCAUUCUGGGUUUCUUAUUUUACCCUCUCUCUGAAGCUGCGUUGUGUACUGGCUCCCUGUACAGCUGGGCGCCCGCCGCCGCGCAGCGCCUUCCGCUAAUCUGCGCGGCCACCCUCUGCUUGCUGGUUCUGCACAGCUGGGCGCCCGCCCCAGCUGUUUCCUCACCUCUGCAGGCCAGCAGCCGGCCCCGGCCUCCGGAGAGCCGCGGCAGUUCUACUCCGCACAGCUGUAUGCCCGCCGCAGUUUCCGCACAUCUGGAUUCGCUGGAAUCUUGGGCCUUCCAUGCGCUGCUGGUGCUCCCCUCUAUGUUUUACGUGGGCUUGUUCUUCGUCAAUGUGCUGAUUCUCUACUAUGCCUUCCUGAUGGAGUAUAUCGUCCUCAAUGUAGGGAUCGUGUUCCUGCCCGAAGACAUGGACCAGGCUCUGGUGGAUUUGGGGGUGCUGUCAGACCCUGGCUCGGUGCUCUAUGACACGGACAGCGAGCUGGAUGUGUUUGAUGGGUAUUUGGAAUAACAAGCAAAAAGCGUGCAGAAAGUGACUAGGGAAUAACACCCCCCCCCCGCGCAAGAAUUGGAGGGUUUGUGUUGCCCUUGGUGGCCAUGGCUAAGGGAUCACCAGAGCCCUGUGCUGUCCUUGCAUCUGAUUUCCCUCAGCGCGGCAUCCUAUGUUCAAAAUGGCCCCACCGGUGCAAGUGUCAGUGGGGGCUGCUGCUGCCUCUGGCUGAGGUGCCCAGGAUCUGCUGCUGCUCAUGGGAUGGGAACUGGAGGCUGCGGCGGAGGCCCUGGUGGGGAGCAGGGGACAGACAGAGAGGGCACUGCCGGGCUCCAAAGCGCUGUUCUUCCCACUGCAGCUUUUGAGCUAUGAAAACAAUUUAUUAUAGCGGUUCUAUUAGUCUUAAGUUUUAUAGAAGCUUGUUUUCAUUUAAUUUACAUUUAAUUUGGGGGCCAAAUUCAAGUUGAUAGUGUUCAUAAGGACCUGAUCCUGAAAUCCCUUAUUUCAUGGGAGUAGCUCCUUGACAUCCAUGGCAUUAUUUUUGUGUUGCAGGCUUAGGCCCUGAAUUAGCAUUGGUAUGUACAGUUCUACAGAACCUGAAUUUUGUUAUCCUCUGUUUAUAAUGAAAAGGGCAUAAUAUCCGUCUGCAUUUCUAAUGUACAGAAUGCCUCAUUUAGCAUAUUAGGGGAAAAGCUUCCACAAAAGUGCUGCAGUAAUAGUUGUUAGGGUCAGGAUAGUGUGUCGCCGCAGGAUUACACAGCAAUUCUCUGGAAAGAGAUCCUGAUAGCCUGCCAAUGUAGGAGUUUUUUUAAAAAAAAGAAAUCUGCUGUUGAGGUCUGCAGUACUUAGCCAUGCAUCAUGAUGUGCUAAUCUAAAGACAGUCUGUUAGAGACCAGGAUGAGCUCUAUGUUGGGAGAAGUUACCCCACAUCUGUUUAAUUUGGGGUUCUUUCACUUUCCUCUGAAGCAUCUGGCACAGGCAAUUGUGAGACAGGAUACUAGACUAGAUGUAUCUAGGGUCUAAUCCAUUUUGGCAUUCCCAGUCUCAUGGCCUUUACACAUUUGGAGUCCUGUUCCAAAUUAGGCAGAGCAGGGAUCCAAACCACAUCAGCGCUCUAUCACCAGGCUAUUGACUAUGUAGUAUAUGUGUGUCUCCCCUCCCCUCCCCCCUUGUUUUGACCAGAAAUUCCAUCCUGGAUCUGAGAAACCUUCCCAACAAAAGGUAAGACAAUUCUCACCCUUUCCCGUGAAAUGUUUUGGUUUUGAUGAAUCAGCAUUUUCCAGUGGAAAAACUAUUUAAUCCAAAAAUUCCCACCGCACUCUAUUCCCUAACCCCUACUCCUUUGUAGUCUUUCUGUGUCCAGGUAUUACUGCAAAAGAAUGAUGGCUAGUGAAGACGCAGGACAACUGUUAGCUAUUAUCAAACCCCAGCAGUAAUUCUAGGGUGCAAAGAAAGUUUGAUUACAUGCAUGUACAAACACUCAUGAAAGUUGUCAAAGAAAACUGCUUCAAACAGCAGGGAAAACUAUGAACAGCACAAGGAUUCGGCCCACUUUUGCUCAAGCACUUUAGGGCAAGGACUGUCUGAACUUUGUGUAUUAUACAGUCGUGACAACAUUGGCAGCAGCAAACUAUUUUUGUCUAAAGAAAACUUUCAUUUGUGAAUUUACAUUGGGUCUCAGGAGAGAUUUCCAAUUCAGUGUAAAAUGAGAAUAGCACUGUGCUUCUUUUCCCAUGAAUUUUGGACAUGCAUAUGUGUUAGAUUUAUCUGAAGGGCUAAUCCAGCCCACUGUUGCAUUGACUUCAGUGAGAGAGUCAGUUCAGACCUUUACUUUUCUUGGAAUUUAAUUGACCUUGGUGUCAGUACCAACAGUCUCAACCUUAAAAAAAUAUAAGUAGCAUUGUCCUCAAAACUGUCUAGUUUGGGAUUUUUGCAUGUUGUUCUUCACCACUUAGUGCCUCUUGGGUUAAACAAAAACCACUGGGGAGUCAAAGACUAAUGAGCUCGUGUUAUUGUAAUAGUCCAGUUUUCUUUCAAAUAGGUUUGAAAAUGUGCCAGGACUGGAAUGGUGGAACAAGAAACCGUGGCCUUGAAUGUUCAAAAUUAAAAGGAAUGUACAGGAGAC